UGAAGUCUAACUUUAUACUACUUGUAGAUGGCUCGAGUGUCUAAGUACUUUAGAUCGGAAUGAAUUGGUAGCUUCAGAUGUUUGUUGGCCAAGCAUGAAUUUUUCUGUUCCUGCUAAAAUAUUCAGUUAGAUGAUUCCCCUAUUUCUCUGUUUUUUACUUCAAGUGCGAGGGCGGGAAUAUAUGAAGCUCCGCACAGCAGUUGCCAUUGCUUAUCUCAGCAGCUUGAUUUGGAUUCAACAGAUUCAUUGUGAUGAACUUUCUGGUACUUCUGGCAUAAACAAAUGGACAUGUAAAUGUUCUUAUUCAUAUCAAGGAAAUCAUAGUUAUGCUGUUAAAUCCAAUUGUUCCACAUCCUGUAAUUGCAUUCCAGAUGCUGGUGGAAAUGGGAGCACAUGGACGUGUACAUGUACUGCCAAAGGGUUCCCUAAGUUAGCUUCUGAAAAUCUUGAUACCAACUGUUUUACAGCCUGCCAAUGCACUUAUGGAUAUCUCAGCACGGCGCAAGUCUCAAAAAAGCAUAUUUCGAGCAAAGUUGUUAUUAUUCUGUUACUGUGUGUUAUUCUCACAACUUUUGCAUUUCUUGCCUCUGCCUUGUGCUAUAUCUAUCGAAGGGACAAGUGCCCUAUUCAAGCACCAAUGGUCUCAUCUGAUAAAGAAACAAAUUGUAAUAGUGCUACCAACUUAUUAAGUCUUAGGACUUCUUCAGCACUGGAAAGUGAAACUACCAUAGAUUUCUCCACAAGAACUUUCACAGGAUGCUUUCAGAAUCCUUCUUCAUUAUUUAGAAACAGACGAGGGAAUAUACAUGGAACCAUCAUCCAAUUUUCGUAUUCUCAGUUGGAAAGUGCAACCAAGAAUUUCUCAAACUCUAAUCUUAUUGGAGUUGGAGGAAGCAGCUAUGUUUAUCAUGGUCAGCUCAGAAAUGGCAGAACUGUGGCAAUUAAGCGACUAAACUCGGGAGAACCAGAUGCUGAAUCUCUAUUUUUAACAGAGAUUGAACUACUAUCCAGACUUCACCAUUGUCAUGUGGUGCCUUUGCUUGGCUACUGUUCAGAAUCCUUUGGAAAGAAUACUGAGAGGCUGCUGGUAUUUGAGUACAUGCCUAAUGGUAAUUUGAGAGAAUGUUUGGAUGGGGACUCGGGGAGAGACAUAGAUUGGGCUACUCGAGUUGCAAUUGCAAUUGGAGCUGCAAGAGGCUUGGAAUAUCUUCAUGAAGCAGCCGCUCCAAGAGUUCUGCAUAGUGAUGUCAAAUCAACAAACAUUCUCCUGGAUGAUACUUGGAGAGCAAAAAUAACUGAUCUUGGCAUGGCUAAAUGCUUAAGAGCUGAUGGUGUCCCCAGCUGUUCCAAUCCUCAAGAAAAAAUGCAAGGGACUUUUGGCUAUUUUGCACCAGAGUAUGCUAUUGUAGGAAAAGCCUCCCUCAAAUCAGAUGUUUUCAGUUUUGGGGUAGUUCUUCUUGAGCUUAUUAGUGGCCGGAAGCCCAUAUAUAAAUUGACCAACAAAGGAGAAGAAAGCCUUGUCAUUUGGGCUACCCCUCGUUUACAGGAUAGUAGGCGAGUAAUUAUGGAGUUGGCUGAUCCAUGUUUGAAUGGGAAUUUCCCAGAAGAAGAGAUGCAGAUAAUGGCCUACCUAGCAAAGGAGUGCUUACUAUUGGAUCCUGAUGAUCGGCCAACCAUGAGUGAGGUUGUUCAAAUUCUCUCAACUAUGGCACCUGAGAAAUCUAGAAGGAGAAACAUUCCUGUAUAUCUUCACCAGAGGUCAUCCCCACGAGGGAUAAGAAGUGGUUCAGACAUUCAGAGACCUAACAACCAAGUGGAGAAGAAGCCAGUCCCAUCCAGUAAACGGUCAGCCCAGUGUUCACUACAAUUGUCAGGUCCUAUUGAUGUUGAGGAAGCAAGGCCAGCCCCAUCAACUAAAGAGUCAACUUCGUGUUACCUGCCAGUAGAUGUUGACGGUAUUCUGCGUAGUGGAAACAGCAGUAAGGAAGCAGAUUCCAUUUCAACCAACUAUAUCGAGAGUCUGGUCCUCUUGAGUGUCAGUAGUAGGAGUUGCCAUGCCUCGGAUGAUGAUAUGGUCGACUUAACUGAACCACGGUUUGAAUCAUUCUGUAUGUCCAAUAUCAAGACCACUUGACGAAAACAACCCGACUUGUGCAGGAGGUUUUGGGAAAAGAGGAAGAAAACUCCAUGGUUAUUUGAUGAUACGAGCUCGUUGAAAUACAUUAUUGGUUCGUUGAAUGCAUUAUUGGUUGUAGAUUGCUCAAGAGGAUAUCAAAGAGGAAGCAAACAGAUUUUCUGUCCUUUUUUUUUCCCUUUGCUGUCUGUGUUCUUUCCUUUGAAAAGGAGCACGUCACAGGCUUUUUCUUAUGAGAAAAUCAUACAAGUUUAUUUGUUGUAGUUAAUGUAUAUUGCUCGUGCAUGUAAAUAGAGAGGGAACCAUAGAAAAUUCACAUGGUAUGGGGUCAGUUCCUGAAAGAUUUAAUAAUAUAUUUACAAUUCUUACAACUAAAUGGCACUAUUUGCAUUUUGAUGUGAGUUCUCUGAUUUUAAAAAAGAGAAAUGAUGAGAGUUAUUAUUGUAUAACAACUUGUUUACAAUUAUGUAAUAAAAUAAUAUUAUUUUAAAUAUUA
This is a messenger RNA of Juglans microcarpa x Juglans regia, 2630 nucleotides long. RefSeq names its product receptor-like serine/threonine-protein kinase NCRK. NCBI's taxonomy places the organism in Eukaryota, Viridiplantae, Streptophyta, Magnoliopsida, Fagales, Juglandaceae. Gene Ontology annotation, molecular function: ATP binding; protein kinase activity. Gene Ontology annotation, biological process: protein phosphorylation. The record is from RefSeq and is a predicted model, not a curated record.